CCAUUUGAAAAUAAUACGAACGAGGCUAAGAAGAAACAAGAUGGCUGCGCCCACAGUUGACUCUCGUGCAAGUACAGUUCGAGGGAAAAAGGGAAAUAAAAACUAUUAUCCAGUAAAGAAUACAAUAACGUCACCUUUUCUGUCUGAAUGGCCUCAGCUCUCACAUGAAGAAACAUCACUCCUACUGCAGAAAAUCACAAGCACCUUCACCCCUCAUGCAGAAAGCCUGGCCAAGCAGUCCUCCAAGGGGAAAGAGAAAGUUGUUUCUGAUGAGGCUAAAACAAAACGAGCCUUCCUCAGAUCCCAGCUGGCGUUGGGACUCAAUGAGGUGACACGUUCCCUGGAGCAGGACAAGCUUCGCCUGGCUCUGGUGUGCCGGUCAGCCCAGCCUGCCCUCAUGACCAAUCACCUGAUGUCGCUCAGUGCGACACGAGACACGCCUGUGCUGUGCCUUCAGGGUCUGAGCGCCACUUUGGCACCCAUACUGAAGCUGAAGGUGAUACUUGCUGUUGGGUUUAAGAAGAUUACACCUGCUGACCCGGCUGCUUUCGAUGAGCUUGUUAAUUGCAUCGUUGGCAUGACGCCGCCAAUCAACGUUCCGUGGCUCCAAUAUAAAGAGCUGACCCUCGACCAACUCCGGGAGGUAGUCACAACUGCUGUGCUGCGGGUGAAGACAGCUGACAAAAGCACAGAAAAACAGAAAGGCAAAGGCAAGGGCAAGAACAAAGGUCAAGGGUCAUCUGGUUUCAAGGCCCCGGAACCUGCACAAGCAGGAACUUCCAGUGACAGCCAAAGCCAAGCAGGCCGAAAUCCAGAUUCAGGGGCCAGUCCCAAGGUCAAAGGUGAAGCACCAAUGGUAGCACACCCUCAGGACAGUGCUGUGGCCCCUGAACAUGCACAAUCCUUGGAGGGAAUUAAAAGCAACGUUGAUGACAUUUCGGAGAAAUUAGUGCUUUUGCCCGAAGAAAAGCUUGAAUCACAGAAAAGAACAGUUCAAGUUGGGGAAACUGCACAAUCACAGAAAAGAACUGAUGAAAAUCCUGCGAAGAAAAGAGCAUUGUCGGGAACUCCCCCGGGUCUCUCGAAAAAAAGAGCCAAAAUGGUGUUGAGGCCCGACUACAAGCCAGUCACCGUCCUUCCAGUCAAGAUCAUCCCCAAAGACCUGAAAGACAAAAAACAGCUGAAGAAAAAGCGGAAACAGAACAAGAAGAAAAAGUGAUUAUUGAACUGCAGUGCAUGACAGCGGUACUUGCAGAUAUGCUGCCCCACAAUUGAACCUCAAAAGUGUUAUGAAAAUUCAUAAUUUAUGAUGGACAAGAGUCAAAGCUUUUGAAUUCUGAAAGUCUGAAAACUCAAGACUUUCAAAACUCAAUAUCAGAUCAAACCUACUAUUGUCAUUUUUUUUAGCAUAAAUAGCAACUUUAGUUUUUUGUUUAAAUUUGUUUGUUGUAAUUUUUUCUGCAAUGUUUUUGACUCAAAAUUGUAACCAAGUAAUGAUUUUGUGGACAACUUUUUUUUUUCGUAAUCAGCUCUAGAUUUAGCAAGAUUUGGCCAAUUUUAUUCGCCAUUUUAUUAUUGAAACAAUUUGUUAAGUAUGCAAGUCAAAAUCUGGAAAUAAAAGCUCAUUAUUUGAGGUAAAAAAGGAAAACUAAAAUGUUCUCGAACAUUUUGAGACAUUCAAAUGAAAACAGAUAAUUAAAAAAAAAACGACAUAUGAAAAGUAAGCCCCAAAUAAUCAGACUCAAAUGUUUAAUUUGCAUUAUUUUCCACAUAAUAAUAAAUACAUGUAUACAGUUGUAACUAUGAUUUUCUUUAAUCCCUUGUAAUUUCACCUUAGCUUAUCUGCUGUAUAUAUAAACAUGUAAUCAAUGAUGAUCAAUAACACACAAUGAA
Messenger RNA from Patiria miniata (bat star), 1893 nucleotides. RefSeq lists its product as uncharacterized. Gene Ontology annotation, molecular function: ribonuclease P RNA binding; ribonuclease P activity. Gene Ontology annotation, cellular component: fibrillar center; nucleolar ribonuclease P complex; ribonuclease MRP complex. The transcript is spliced from 5 exons. The record is from RefSeq and is a predicted model, not a curated record. Lineage: Eukaryota; Metazoa; Echinodermata; Asteroidea; Valvatida; Asterinidae. The coding region runs from base 41 to 1219 and encodes 392 amino acids. Gene Ontology annotation, biological process: tRNA 5'-leader removal.